Vitis riparia (riverbank grape) is the source of this 1889-nucleotide messenger RNA. RefSeq names its product rust resistance kinase Lr10-like. The transcript is spliced from 3 exons. Bases 21 to 1790 code for a protein of 589 amino acids. Gene Ontology annotation, molecular function: ATP binding; polysaccharide binding; protein kinase activity. The record is from RefSeq and is a predicted model, not a curated record. Gene Ontology annotation, biological process: protein phosphorylation. NCBI's taxonomy places the organism in Eukaryota, Viridiplantae, Streptophyta, Magnoliopsida, Vitales, Vitaceae.
CUUUAUUCCUCUUCUUUUUUAUGAGAUUGUUUGCAGAAAUUGGAGGGAGGCAAGAUGGGUGCAAGGAGUCGAGGUGCAGUGCCCAUGGCCCAGUCAUCCGAUUUCCUUUCCGGCUAAAACACCAGCCAAACCACUGUGGAUAUCCUGGGUUCGAGAUAUCUUGCUCAGAAGAGAAGCGGACCAUGCUAGAGCUGCCCUAUUCAGUAAAACUCUCGGUGCAGGAAAUAAAUUACACUUCUCAGGAAAUUUGGGUCUCUGGACGGGAUUUUUGCAAAAACUUUAAUUUAUCUGCCUCCCCAUUCCAGUUCAUGAGUACGUACCGACUUGACUACAUCAUCUUCAGUUGUUCAGAGAGCAAAGCAGAUCCAUAUGAUUAUCUUAUGCCCACCCUUUGCGGUUUUCUCCCCAAUAACGUAGUUUACGGUGUGAGUCCCGGGGCUAGUCUCAGUCACUUGGACUUAUCCUCGUGCUCCGUGAUCUACUAUUUUUCAAUCCCAUGUGAAUCUGUCUAUGGGGAAUCUAAUCAAUAUAGUGAAUAUAAUGUUGUCAUGAAUUGGUCAAGACCAGCGUGUGGAGACUGCGAAGCAAAAGGAAAGAGAUGCAGAUCGCAGGAGAGUAAUAUCAAGGAACCUGAAAUCGAAUGUGUGGAUCAACCACCAAAAGAUGUAUCAAAAGAGUGGACGAUUACAGGAGUAAUUCUUGGUUUCUUUCUUCUCUUGCUAGUAGUCAUUAUUUGCUAUAAUGUCUAUACCACUGAUAAAUCAAAAAAAGAGCAUAGCAAAAAGCUUCAAAAGUUUUUGGAAGAUUAUAGAGCUCUCAACCCAUCAAGGUACUCCUAUGCCGAUAUUAAGAAGAUAACAAAUCUGUUCAAGGACAAAUUGGGUGAAGGAGGCUAUGGAACCGUUUAUAAAGGAAAACUUUCAAAUGAAGUUUUUGUUGCAGUAAAAAUCCUUAACGAUUCCAAAGAAAAUGGUGAAGAGUUUAUCAAUGAAGUAAGAACAAUGGGUAGAAUCCAUCACAUUAAUGUGGUUCGCUUAGUUGGAUUUUGUGCUGAUGGUUAUAAACGAGCUUUGAUUUAUGAAUUCUUACCAAAUGAGUCUCUCGAGAAGUUUAUAUAUAAGAACCAAUCACUUGGUUGGCAAAAGCUUCAUGAUAUCACUCUAGGUAUAGCAAAAGGAAUUGAAUAUCUUCACCAAGGUUGUGAUCAACGAAUCCUUCAUUUUGAUAUUAAACCUCAUAAUAUUUUGCUAGAUCAAAAUUUUAACCCCAAAAUCUCUGAUUUUGGUUUAGCAAAAUUAUGUUCUAAGGAACAAAGUGUUGUUUCUCUGACAGCAGCAAGGGGGACCAUGGGCUAUAUUGCACCAGAAGUGUUGUCUAGGAAUUUUGGAAAUGUAUCCUAUAAAUCGGAUGUUUAUAGUUUUGGAAUGUUAUUACUUGAAAUGGUAGGAGGAAGGAAGAAUAGUGAUGCUAUAAUGGAGAACACUAGCCAAAUGUAUUUUCCAGAAUGGCUUUAUAAUCAUUUAGAACAAAAGGGAGAGGUACAUAUCCGAAUCGAGAAAGAGGAAGACACUAAAAUAGCAAAAAGGCUAAGCAUUGUGGGUCUUUGGUGCAUUCAAUGGCACCCAAUAGAUCGCCCUUCCAUGAAAAUUGUGAUAAAAAUGUUGGAAGGAGAAGACAAUAUAACCCCGCCUCCCAAUCCUUUUGCCUCUUCAGGUCCAACUAGAACAAAUGUUAGACGACGAAGAACAUCUCUCCAACAAGAGUUGAUAGUUAUUUCGGAGUUAGAGUAAAAAAAAAAAUUGUCUACUUCCUUUAUUGCUAUUAUUGUAUUUUGGUUGUCGAUCAUGUCAUAAUCAAUAUUUCAUUAAUGUAAACUUUUAUUUACUAUU